Messenger RNA from Synchytrium microbalum, 2586 nucleotides. RefSeq lists its product as uncharacterized. Gene Ontology annotation, biological process: protein secretion. NCBI's taxonomy places the organism in Eukaryota, Fungi, Chytridiomycota, Chytridiomycetes, Synchytriales, Synchytriaceae. The coding region runs from base 1 to 2586 and encodes 861 amino acids. The transcript is spliced from 15 exons. The record is from RefSeq and is a predicted model, not a curated record.
AUGACAAGAUCAACCAGCAAGGAAGCGAUUAAAGAUUUGAAUAAACUCAUUCCGCUCAUAGGACACGAUGAUAAGAAGGCACAAUUGGACGAGAUCUUGGUUUCAAAACCGAUUCAAUUCACCCAUAAUCUACAAUCUAAACAUCAUCUGACUUCGAACGAACGUGGAAUUCUAUGUCUGUUGGAAGCGUUAAAUGACAUUCACCAAAGUGCUGAUGCAUCUGGAGAUGAUUUGGGUCUAAGAGAUCGUAACACUAUACUCCAAGCUGUUCAACUGUGUGUAGAAUUCGGAUUGUCCUCAGAUCCAUCGCAAGAACUAGAAAGCAGAUCUCUGACCGUGCUGACUCAGUGGACCAUGUGUAGUCCAGAAACAUUAGUCGCUCAUACUGUAAUUCAGCACCAUUUGAGUACGCUCUACGCGUCAUAUCUGAAGAUGAUGGUGACGCAUCCUAAUCUCAACAUUGACAAAUUUGAGAGCCUGUUUGAGACGCAAACAUCUGCACGCUCCAUGACUGCCCUUGGAAGCAUCAUGUCUUCAAAUACCAAUGCAAAUAUUCAUAAACUAGCAGGACAAUACAUGUCUAGAGUGUUAAUUCGGCCUAAUGGAAUGAAGACUGUAUUUGAUUUCCUGUUGGAUAUUUCUGACGACGAUGAUGAACCAGCUGAGAAUGAAGAUCGGACAGGCAUGGGUGAAUCACGUCUAGAGUCACUUGCCAAAGUGGUUUUAACGGUACCUUCGCAAAUGGAAUCGGCAGUGGCUUACUUCAAAUUGAUUUGCCCACAACUCAUAUCGAUAGCCACGAGUCAAGUGAAAUUCCGUGCCCAAGCUGCAUCAUAUCUUUUGGCUCUCUUAUUGGAAAAGCGACCAAAGCUGAGUGAAAAGCUAGUUAUGAAACCUAUAUUGGAGCCUCUUGUGAGAUUGAACCACUCCAUGCCUCUACUUGAUCUUGGAUUCGACUUGGAUGGACGACAUGUGCUUGCAGAUGAAGCUAGUAUUGAGUUGUGUAUCAAGAGGCUACAAAACUUGUUAGCAGCGAGUUCGCUAGUAGCGGGUGACAGAAUAAUGACGUCGAUGUCUCAAGCCAUUCCGGCCUUGUAUUAUCUACAUCAGUACGUGACCCAAACUCCUCUAUCAUCUCUUAACAAACCCGUCUUGGAAGUGUUGACUGUCUUCUUCAAUGGAGCACCUUCUGAACAUUCGCAGUCAGAAUUGCAUCGUAUUGCUUUUGAUUUUGCUGAUAACGUCAACGCUGUGUUUGCUCCCGGGCCAAGUGCUGGUGUAUGGAUCGUACAAGACGAUGACGGCAUCACUUUUGACAAGGAUGUCUUUGUACAGCUCCUUCAAAAGAUGAAUGUUGUUCCAGUUGCGGCAACCUUCUUUUUGAGUUUAUUGGAAAUGUAUACUGGAUUAGAUGUUGCUGAAGUCGCUGGAGCGAAAAAGACAACAACUCUAUUAUCACUCAUUGCAUCAAUCAUGGACGCAUUUCGUGAAGACCUAUUAUUGAAAUCAUCAACGUCCAAAACCACUAUUUCGGCAAACACGUUACGCUUUGCUAAAUCUAUGUUGAGUAAUACGUCAGAUACUGAACUUGUAUCAAUGGGAUUGGCACUCUUGAUGUCUUUAUUAGCUGGUCAAGGAUCGGAUGCUAUUGUGUUGGAUGGCAAGACAGCAGGGGAAUUGCUAGUCUUGUUACGAACUGUGUAUAAUCAACAUCCGCUAGACAGCGAUCUUGUCACUGACGAGGAUGGUGAAACCAAGAAGGAGAUACGAAAUAUGAUUACAGAAUUGAGAUUGCUGAUACUGGCAAAACGUGAGAUUGAUGUUCAAGCAUCCCUUAUGGCUGAAUCAUCAUCUGAGGCAGUAUUCGUUGAAGCCAUGCAAGAGAUUCGUAACGAUUUGAUUCCACUACGAGCACGAGGCAUGAAUCUACUCCGGCAUUUGAUUCUGUCUCGAGAUUCCGUAGGAGACAUCAAAUUCGAUAUAAUUGCUGGUGUCUUUUUGGAUUUUUUGAGUCAUGAUGAUAGUUUUUUGUAUUUGAAUGCUAUCAAGGGUAUAUCUGCUCUUACCGAUGUGUACCCAAAUCGGUCACUUGUUUUCAUGAUGAAGCGGUAUCAAGCCGAGAACACGUAUACCUUGCAUUAUCGGUUACGUAUGGGUGAAGCUAUUCUUCAGACUAUUCAAAGGAUGGGCGAUGUGUUUCCGAAAUAUGGUUCAGAGAUUCUUCAUGGAAUCUUACUAGUCCUACAUGACGAGCAAGCUGAAAUGCGUAGUUCAGCUAUAUCACUCAUUGGACAAAUUGGUGAAACAUGCUCAUGGGGAUUACUCCCCUUCAUAUAUCAGAUCUUGGACUAUUUCUCUAAUGCUCUGAGAAUCGAAGCUCGUGUUGAGACACGUCGAGGCGUGGUAUUUGCCUUACGAGGUCUCCUUAUCGGUGUGGUUCAAUCCCGAUUCGGCGGUAUCGAACUUGACGUAUCGCAGCGUGUCCUGAACGAACUGAAACUUGUUUCGCUAAAUGACCAAGAUGAGCUCACUAAGGGUCAUGCAUUGCACAUCUUGAAGGAAAUGAAAGAGUAUGGGCCAAUAUGA